UAGAAUAUUUAUUUUGCCCAAACACCCCUGCCAACCGUACACAAUGGACCAUUCCUAAAAUGGCGGCGGUUUCUGUUAGUGUGGAGUGAAACUUUCCUAUUUUUAUCAAACAUUUUGCCAUUUUUUAACCUAUUCCGUCGAUCGUUGCCACACGUUUAUCGAAGCAAGCGUUGUGGGGGUUCAUAGACGUUCGACACUCACCGUCAGGAUCGAGCGUCGUCAUUCUGGGCUGCGUUUUUGAUCGCGAAAUCGCUGGGCUUCCUUCGAAGUUGACGGCGGCUAAGUGCCUGACAUUGCGAUCAUACCGACUGUUAUUGUCAUCGGUUUGCUCGACGCGGAGCCGUCAGGUGAGACCGGACGACAGACUAGUAGCUAGCUAGCUUUCCGGGUAAAGUGCAGCGAAAACGGUACGGUUCCUUCCCGUUUAGCUAAAUUCCGACGGAGCAGGUCGGAGAUCCUGUGGACGUGUCACGUCACCUGUCAGUGGAAUAAAUAGGUGGUGUUGGAUGUCACCACCACACCGUAGCAGACUGAAUUUGGUUUGCUAGCAUCGUCCAUCCUGGCAAAUCAAAUGGAGAAGCUCCAGGACCUGAGCCAAUCAGAGCUUCAGGAGCUCCUGGACAAUCCAGAGAGGGUGGAGUCUAUGGCUCUGGAGUCUGACGAGAUCCAGAACAUCCAGCUGGAGAGAGAGAUGGCGCUUGCAUCAAAUCGCAGCCUGGCUGAGCAAAACCUGGACAAGAAGCCUCAUCUGGAGUCACAGAAGGAGAUCCUGGUGGAGAGAUAUGCUCAGCUUGAGUCUGUCAGAGAAACCUAUAGACAACACUGUGCACUGAGAGAUGGAAUGGUGGGUCAGGUGUCUCCAGAGGCGCUGUUUUCCAGACUACAGGCAGAGGGUGGCAAAACAGAGGAGGAGUCAGAGCUGCUAGCUGAUGAGUUUCUGGAGGGUUCUCUGCCAUUGGACUCCUUUCUUGAACGAUUCCUCUCGCUGCGCUCCCUCGCUCACAAAAGACGAGUGCGGAUAGAGAAACUCCAGGAGAUCCUGCGACAGAGGAGCGAAGGCAAUCCCAAUGCCAUGACAUCGUCAACCUGUGCCAGCCAGGACUCGGUGACCACACCUUCACCAUGGAGCCAACAGACGACAACGACCACGACACCAAGUCAGCAGCAGAACACGAAAGCUCAGUCUGUCAGCUACCCUACGCCGUCGCAGCCGGCAGCCUCAUGUACUGGCGGCUCCUCCGGCCUCCCGUACAGCCCGUAUCCUGUCUCUGCGCCCAACCCUCCCCCAGUGGCAGCAGCUGCAGCCUCCGGCCCGGCCAACCCUCCGUCACAGUUCCCACCCUACCCCAGCUCCGGCUCAUCCUUUACCCCAGCAGGGAGCUACGCUGGCCCUAGGCCGGCGUUCGGGCCUCCAGCCGCAUCCACCUGUCCUUAUCCAACCCAGCCCUCCUUCUCUGCUCCACAUCCAGGCUCAGCGUUUGGCCAGUACACCCCCAGCCACCCCCAGAGCGGCCCAACACCCUACCCGGCCUCCUACUCCUACGGGGGCUACAGCUAUCCGGCCGGGCCCGCCUAUUCCAACUCUCAGUCGCCAACAGGGAGACCCAUCUACAGACCAGGAUAUGGAGUUCCACAGCCAUACUCCUGAAAGCACUACUCUGUCUCCUAAAGCCUUCCUUUCUUUACCCUCUCCCCCUUCCCUCCUCUACCCCCCUUUCCCUUACCCCUCCUCUUGAUACCUUUUACACCUCCUCCUCUUCCUCCUCCUUUUCCUCCUACUUUCUCCCAUUUUCCCAGAUUGUCUGAUUCAAGAGGUCUCUUGCUUUACUUAUCUUUGUUGCACUAUUCUCCCCGUCUCUCAAUAUCUGUCUCUUGAUCUCUCUUUGCUCUUUCUCUCCUCCUUUUCCUCCUCGUCACCGACUCUCCUACACUAGUCUCAGGUUGUUGCGUUGUCUUUAAGUGUUAAAACACUACCUUGUAACUGGCCCUUCAUACACUCACUAUUUUCCCUGUCUUUGUCAUUUCUUCCAUUUCACGUGUGUGUACGUGGCUAUUUGGCAAUCAGAAAGUCCUUUUAAACACACAAAUGCACUCCCUGUUACGACAAAUACAUUGGGAAAAAUAUGUCUUUGUAAAACUUCAUCAAUGUCUAGUACCUGUCUGACCAGAGUUGAACUGGUUCACACUGUUAAUUGUGAACACAGUCUGCGUUAAGAAACCACAUAAACAGCUCUUAAUUGAGGUUUACAGGGAAAAUACUCAAUGGCGUCUUAGGCUUCAAAUUGGAGUAGACAAACAAAACAGAUUCAGAUUCAGUAAUAAUGCAUGACAUCAGCAAGUGUAUUCUGGUGGAUCCCCAGCUAUGACAGUAUUUUACCAGCUCUUCCUGACACUUACUUUCCCCCCCCCAAAAAGUGGCAAGUAUGUUUUUUUUUAGCAUUUAGGCAAAAUAACUGCCAGUAAUACAAAAAUAUGUUGUAAUUUUUCAGUUUUCAACCAAAGAACCUUGUGCUAGUGCUUUGUUUCAUUUCAUUUAAUGUUGAUAGUGCUGCAAAAGGAAACCAGUUGCAGGCAUUUGUCAGUUGACGUGUUCCGUGUUCAUGUCUGUAACACCAAUAAACGCUGGUGUUUUCUGUCACAACAGCUCAAACUGUCAGGAACGAUGAUAGGUGCAUAAUAUAAACACUGUCUUUGCUCCAUUUAUACAAAGGAGGAAUUAAUAAAGCUAUGCUAAAGGCAAAUGAGAAACUCCCAUGAUGCCACAUGUGACCACUGUCCUACAUCAACAGUAAAAUAAUUUGGGAGAUACUAGUAACAGCCACAGGCAAAACAAUCAUCAGACUAUUUUGAGUCGCUCAUUCUUAGCCUGUAUUUUCUGCAGUGUAAAGACAACAAAUCUUACACAAAAAUAAGCUGCUGCUUUAAAUUUAAAAAACAUUUUUGAAGUAAAGGCAGUUUAUUUUUCCAUACAAGGGGGCAGCAGACCCAGCAUAAGACAAAAUAAAACGAAUCUGCAUAUUAUCACCUCAGUAAAUGUUAUUCGGAAUGUUUUUAUUUUGAAUGUAUGGACAGUAUUAACUUUCUUUUUGCCCUGUUUUUGGUUUCCACCA
This is a messenger RNA of Sphaeramia orbicularis (orbiculate cardinalfish), 3110 nucleotides long. RefSeq names its product VPS37C subunit of ESCRT-I (gene vps37c). Lineage: Eukaryota; Metazoa; Chordata; Actinopteri; Kurtiformes; Apogonidae. Gene Ontology annotation, biological process: ubiquitin-dependent protein catabolic process via the multivesicular body sorting pathway; protein targeting to membrane; protein targeting to vacuole. Bases 572 to 1648 code for a protein of 358 amino acids. The transcript is spliced from 5 exons. The record is from RefSeq and is a predicted model, not a curated record. Gene Ontology annotation, cellular component: ESCRT I complex.